Bemisia tabaci is the source of this 506-nucleotide messenger RNA. The record is from RefSeq and is a predicted model, not a curated record. NCBI's taxonomy places the organism in Eukaryota, Metazoa, Arthropoda, Insecta, Hemiptera, Aleyrodidae.
CGUGUGUCAGAACUUCUUAUCGUCUCCCCUCUCACAAAAUUGCAGUCACGGCGUGGCAGUGUUCUGUUAGAGUACAUAUUAUGGCUGGUAUAUUCAGAUUGUGCAAUAAGUGAUUAGGGUCUAUGAUCAGCUACGAAUAAACAGUUGCCUGCGUUUAUAAACCAAAAACCUCCAAAUAUGGUGUAAAUCAUUCCACAAAGUCAAAUAAAAGAUGGUCAACUCCCGAAAAAAAUAUGAAAAUGCCAAGUAAAGACAUCAUUCAUUCUUUACUAACAAUAAAUGCAACACGAAAACAACUUUCAAACAGAGGGUCGAAUAUCUCUGAACACGACUUUGGUUGAUAACUCACGACCCACCAACACACCCACUGUGACUCGAGGUUACCUAUGGAAAUCUCGACGAAGUUUAUUUUGGGGAAAAAAUGGACACACGAGCUUGUAGCCCACCACCACAUACCGUACUUUGGCCUUCAGAUGAAAAAAAAUUUUACACGUUGCUGAUGAUUG